Molecule: messenger RNA, 4502 nt
Organism: Salvelinus namaycush (lake trout)
Lineage: Eukaryota; Metazoa; Chordata; Actinopteri; Salmoniformes; Salmonidae
Product: extended synaptotagmin-2-B-like
Exons: 24
Coding region: 145-2835 (896 amino acids)
Biological process (GO): lipid transport
Molecular function (GO): lipid binding
Source: RefSeq, a predicted model, not a curated record
GAAACGCACUCUAAAGCAGGAUGUGGUUAAGGGAUUAUUGGGCUACAUUGGAAACUUAACUAGUCGAAGGAACCCAUACAGUGUACGGGACUGGUACACUGAAUUCAAAGGAUUACGGAUGUCGAAUACGGAAACGGAGUGGAAAUGAGAAGAGCGGCAGCGGCAAACAGUGGAGCUCAAGGAGCGGAUUCUGGAAAGACAAUUUCCACAGGACCAACAACAGCCAAGGAAAAUGGACCGACAACGCCGAGCCCUCCAGUCAGCCCUACGACCCCAAUCGCCCCGGUGGAACUGGGAGAUGAGCCACAGUCCUCCGUCACAGACGCCACUCGGAUGUGGAUGAAAUUUGCCAAGACCUUCAUCGUUAUUUUUCCCAUUUAUGUGUUGGGAUAUUUUGAGUUCAGCUUCAGUUGGGUUCUAAUAGGGCUUGCCAUCUUUUUCUGGUGGAGAAGAAAUCAAGGGCAUAAAAACAACAGACUGACCCGUGCCUUGGCGUUCUUGGAGCAUGAAAAGAAAACUGUCAAACAACAUUUGUCGACCUCUGAGUUGCCACCAUGGGUUCAUUUUCCAGAUGUGGAGCGAGUGGAAUGGCUCAACAAGACAGUGAAACAGAUGUGGCCAUACAUCUGUCAGUUUGUUGACAAGCUGUUCAGAGAGACCAUUGAGCCGGCUGUGAAGGGGGCUAACGCUCACCUCAGCUCCUUCUGCUUCACCAAGAUCGACAUGGGGGACAAGCCUCUAAGGGUGAACGGGGUCAAAGUGUACACUGAGAAUGUGGACAAACGACAGAUUAUAAUGGACCUGGAGAUUAGCUUUGUUGGAAAUACAGAGAUUGAUGUUGACAUCAAGAAAUACUACUGCAGAGCUGGUAUAAAAAGUAUACAGCUUCACGGUGUCUUGAGGGUCGUCAUGGAGCCCCUGCUCGGAGACAUGCCAUUGAUCGGAGCCCUGUCAGUUUUCUUCCUGAAGAAGCCUUUGCUGGAUAUAAACUGGACAGGCCUCACAAAUAUGCUGGACAUUCCAGGAUUGAAUGGCUUGUGUGAUAACCUGAUCCAAGACAUCAUCUACAGCUACCUGGUCCUGCCCAACCGCAUCACCAUUCCUCUGGUGGGAGAGGCUCAGCUGGCUCAGCUACGCUUCCCAAUACCUAAAGGUGUCCUGAGGAUUCACUUCCUGGAGGCCCAGGACCUGUUAGGGAAGGAUAAGUUCCUGGGGGGCCUGAUCAAGGGCAAGUCAGACCCGUACGGUGUCCUUCACAUCGGCAACCAGCUGUUCCAGAGCAAGGUGGUCAAGGAGAACAUCCAUCCCAAGUGGAACGAAGUCUAUGAGGCUUUGGUGUAUGAGCACUCAGGACCACAGAACCUGGAGAUAGAGCUGUUUGAUGAGGACACAGACCAGGAUGAUUUCCUAGGAAGUUUACUGAUAGAUGUGGCUGAGCUUCAGAAGGAACAGAAAGUUGAUGAGUGGUUUGUCAUGGAGGAGGUGAACACCGGAAAGCUGCAUUUAAAAUUAGAGUGGCUGUCUCUGCUCCCCACUCCUGAAAAGCUGGAUCAGGUGCUGACCAGUAUUAAGGCUGAUAAAGGCCAGGCUAACGAUGGCCUGUCGUCUGCCCUUCUGGUGGUCUACCUGGACUCAGCAAGGAACCUUCCACGCAAUCCUUUAGAAUUCAACCAUGACGGUUUGAAGAAGGCCUCAGUCAGUAAGGCCAUCAAGUCUGGUAAGAAAGUGAGCAGCGUCCCGAGUCCCUUUGUACAAUUCACAGUCGGCCACAAAACCUAUGAGAGUAAGACGAGGUAUAAGACCAACGAGCCUGUAUGGGAAGAGGCGUUUACUUUCCUCAUCCACAACCCCAAAUGCCAAGAGCUGGAGGUCGAGGUGAAGGAUGAGAAACAUGAGUGUUCCCUGGGGACUCUGAACCUGCCCCUGGUCCGUCUCCUAGAGGCUGAGGACAUGACACUACACCAGCGCUUCCCUCUCAAGAACUCUGGGCCCAGCUGCACCCUCAAGAUAAAGAUUGCACUGAGGGUUCUGUGUCUGGAGAAGCUGAUAGCAUCAGACCAGACGUCCUCGGUGCAGGUUCGUAAGGCUAGCACUAGUAACCCCAUCCCCAUGAAGACACCGUCAGUCUCCGAACCCCCCAACCCUGUCCCUGUCUUGGACCUCCCCAGCUCUGUGGCCGCCUCCACCCAGGAGCUCCACAGGAGAGGGGGGGAUGACGAGCCCUACUCAGGGGGACCGGUAGGCAUCGGCCUGGCCGACGCAGGUAGGAGCACCUCCAACCUGGCCAUCUCUGGCUCUCAGAAACACCUGGCCCACAGGGGGUCAACCCCCAGCAUCGCCUCAGACAUCUCCAACCCCUACGCCACACAGGAGCUCCAGCAGAGGCUGAGAGAGCUGCAGAAUGGCUCAGCCAGUCAUUUCCCCCUGGGUGAAGUGCAGUUGACUGUCAGACACAGCUCUCAGAGGAACAAGCUCAUCGUGGUGGUGCACACCUGUCGAAACCUGAUUGCGUUCACAGAUCACUUGUCAGAUCCAUACGUGCGACUCUAUCUUUUACCUGACAAGCGAAGGUCUGGGAGGAGGAAAACCCACACGCACAAGAAGACACUGAACCCUGUCUACGACCAGAUAUUUGAGUUCAGUGUGUCGAUCGUGGAGCUACACAGGAGGACUCUGGACGUGGCGGUAAAGAACGGAGGAAAUAUCUUCUCCAAACACAAAGGGCUGCUGGGGAAGGUUCUAGUGGAUCUGACUUACGAGGAUAUCGCAAAAGGAUGGACACAAUGGUAUGAGUUGAGUGAGGAUGGUCUGAAAAAACCUCUUCAGCAGCUAUAGACUACACCAUGAGAGUUAGAGGAGGACCUAACCAAGUCUUCAACCAUGUAUCAUUGCCACUAGAGUCUGCAUGUGUCAAGCAUCUCAGAGUAGUGCUGAUUUAGGAUCAGUUUGGCCUUUUAGAUCAGAAUAAAUAAGAUAAUAUGGACAUGAAUCCAUAAUAAAUAAGAUUACAUAGACAGGGGGGACAUGAUCGUAGAUCAGCACUCCUACUCUGAGACACAUGAUACAUACAGCCCAAAUCUUUUACAAACGUAACUGCCUUUUCCAUACAGUUGCUUUUAAGCCCGUGGGCAAAUCUUCUAUUUGUUUUCCCUUUUUUAAUUACGGUUAUUAUUAUUUACAUGACUCGCAAUUGUAAAAAAAAAGCUUUUGAUAUUCAUUUAUACACAUCAGUUGCAUCGUUAUCGCUACCCACUUAGAAACUCUCCAAUGCAAUAGUAAGAAAGGGAGUAUGUGGUGUUAAAAUGAAUGAAAAAAGAAUUCCAUAUUUAAAGAGGAAAAAUGAAUGAAAAAAGAAUUCCAUAUUUAAAGAGGAAAUUUUGAGGACCGUAACAAAAUAUCUAUUUUCUUGCUACGGCUGUGACAGCAGGUUCAACCGCCUUGGUUUAUGUGGGGAAUGUACAACAUAUAUGUACAAUGACAAUGAGGACUAAAGAUGAGGUUUAUUAUAGUGUUAGUAGAGGGAGGUUUCGCUUGGUCAAAAUUAACAUUUCAUUUUUAUAAUUAAACAAACUACAUAUAAACUCUACAAUCUAAAAAUAUGAACUUUGUCAGAGCAUGGCGCUACAAGUUGACAGUCUCCCCUCUAAGUUAUAUAGUGCACCUAGUACAGUACUUGGCCACCAAAGACACAAGUGUUUCAUUUUAUUGCCUACAUGGGGUUUUAACUAAGCCAAAUAUGUAUGCAUGUUUGCACAGUAUUUGUUUCCUUAUUUAAAGUCUUUCAAAGCAUAGUGUUUAGGAACAGUAAUAAUAACACAACUUGCUCUAGUUAACCUCACAGGAAUAUUCCAGCCUUCUUCAAGUCAUUGUGGCUUAUGAUAAUUGAUUUUCCAACUCUGAAAUCAGGACAGAUCAAUUAUGUAUGGUUGGUGAAAUAUAUGUAUCAUGUUUGUGAUCAAUAAAUAUACCAGUCUUAAUUCUGUUUUUGUAUUACGAACACAUUUCAGCAUGCAUAUCUUAGUCAAAGCUUAUCUUUAAUGCAAUCGCUUGCAAAAAAAAACACAUGAUAAGGAUUAAGGAAUUGUUUUGGUUUACGUUGUGGGUAUGACCAUAUUGUAUCCGGUUACCACAUUAAUGAUGCAUAUUAAUGGAGAACAUUUUAGAUUGUACCAUGUUUAGACUGUACCAUAGUGGCGUGUAACCUAAUGUAUUAGUUAUGAUUUGUGUUCUCAAACCUCUGUCCUUUUUUAAACUAGUUGGAUGCCUACCUAUGUGUAAGCCAUCAAAUGAAAACGGUCUCUGAAGUCAAGUUCCUAUCCUCUUGUUCUGAACUGGUUUGCCUUCUCCAUGUACUUUAUUUAUCUUGUGCCUUAAAUCCACAAAUAUUAAGAUAUUUUAAAGUAUAAAGAAGCUGUUACGGUUUCCAUGUUUGAGAAUUUCUACUUAUGUCUUUUAAAUAAUAAAGAGCUUUUGCUGUAUGCACAGCAAUACGCUGUAUAUUA